CGGGGAAGGCGACGGCGCCGAGCGGCGGAGACCGGAGAGCGGAGACCCCCGCGGCGGCUCCCAGGGGUUCGGUAAAGUCCCUGCUCGCCGUCUGACAGUAUUCCAAUGGACUUGCUUCCUCCAUUAGUUGUAAGAUGAUUAAAAGCACAUCCCAUGGUUGAAUUGUGGAUGAGAGGUUCCCUUGGCAAUGUGAGGAGGAAAAAGUUUUUCUGCCCCUUUAUUAUUAAUUCACGGAUUCAGUGUUGGUUCGGCCUACAGGAGAAGUUAACUGGAAGUCUUGGAAGAUCCACCUUUGCUGAAGUUGUCCAGGGUUACUUUUAAAAAGAAGAUUUCAGUGACCAAGCCAGUAGAAGACUUUCACUUCAAGAAAGAGUGAAGCCAACUUUGGCCAAGACUGGAGGAAGCCGUGGUUGAGCAAACCCUUGGAACCUGAGCUUGUUCUAAGGAUUUGUCCAUUAUGUCUCACCAAGGAGAUGACUGCUACUUCUAUUUCUACUCCACUUGUAACAAGGGAGAGAGCUGUUCCUUCCGCCACUGUGAAGCUGCUCUGGGAAAUGAAACAGUCUGCACCCUCUGGCAGGAGGGACGUUGCUUCAGGAACAUCUGCAGGUUCAGACACAUGGAAAUUGAUAAAAAACGCAGUGAGAUUCCUUGUUACUGGGAGAACCAACCAGUUGGCUGUCAGAAAUCCAACUGUGCUUUUCAUCACACCAAAGGGCGUUACGUGGAUGGACUCUUCUUACCACCAAGCAAAACUACACUGCCAAAUCCACCUGAGUCUGCAGAAGAUGAUGUGAAAAUGGCUCAGAUGUCACUGCAGCAAAACAAACUUUCUGUGCAGUCAAAUCCUUCUCCACAGCUGAGGGGAGUGAUGAAAGUGGAAAACUCUGAAAAUGUCCCAAGUCCUACUCACCCUCCAGUUGUCAUCAAUGCUGCAGAUGAUGAUGAAGAUGAUGAUGACCAGCUUUCUGAAGAAGGAGAUGAAGCUAAAGCCCCUGUCCAGCAGGCAGUGACAGAGCCCCACAAUGGAUUACGGAUUGUUUCCACCAGGAAAUCCAGUGCUAGUACAAAGCAAGAUGACAAUUUAAAUUUUGGAAUAAAAACCCUUGAAGAAAUCAGAUUGAAGAAACUAAAGGAAAAAACAAAAAAACAAGGUGAAGGUCCUUCAGGAGUUUCAGUUCAUCCUCUCCAAGCUCGCACCAUUCCCGUGCCAGAGAAGGAAAACGUACGGACAGUGGUGAGAACUGUCACCCUGGCUGCAAAACAAGGGGAGGAGCCAGUGAUUCAACUGGAUCUUGCUGAGAGACUGGGAAAACGUAAAACGUCCUUAGCUGCUAAAAGUGUCCUUCCACUGAGGCGUAACCUUGCUGAGAGGCUGGGGAAGAAGAUGGAGAUUCUGGAGAAUGCUGACAAAGCACCAAAGAGAGUUCAAGUCCCCAAGUCUCUGAAGGAGAGGCUAGGAUUGCCCUCUGAACAAACCAGCACUGAGACAGAGAAGGCUGCCAAGGCAGCAGGAGAGAUCCAUGUGAAAACUCUGGAGGAAAUUCGUCUUGAGAGAGCUCAUCAGAGACGAGGGGAGGCUCCAGCUAAAGCCCAGGCUGAAGGACGUUGUAAAACAGAAGAUCCCAACCUGGGGACAAAACCCUCCCCUGCAGUUCGUAUCAGAGUUUUCUCAGGAGCCCUGGCUGAAAGAAAACACAAGCAAGUGGAAGAAGAGAAGCAAAAACCAGAAGAGUUUCUCCCCAAGACAAAAGUUGAGGGGGAGCCCAAGAAGCAGAAUGCACCAGCUCCAUCUGUGCCCGGCAAAGUGCAGCUGGCAGAGCCAGCAGGAAAAGCCAAGCCAGCAGGAGAGGUGAGGAUUAAAACCUUGGAAGAAAUCAAGCAGGAGAAAGCUCUGAGGAUGCAGCAGAGCAGAGAAAAUGUUCCAGCUCCAGCAGCACAACCUCAGCCUGCCCCCACAGGGAGGAGACUGUUAAGGAUCACAAAGCUCAUAGCACCUGGAAGAGAAGAAAAGAAAAUAGUGGAAUUGAGCAAGCCUUCUGCCAGAGCUGCCUCUGCACCUGCAGAGGCCUCUGAUCAGAGUGCAGCCAAUUCUAAAGUUCAGGUGAAGAGCCUGGAAGAGAUCAUGAAGGAGAAGAGGCAGCUGAAACAACGCCAAGAAGAGAAACCUCAGAAGGAAGCAGGUGCUGUGCCCCUUGAAAAAGCAAUCAAGGACAAAACUCCAGCAUCAGGGAGUCCUGAAGCCACUGUGGUUUCAGGAUCAGCUCAUCAGAUUGCAAAGAAGGGAUUGGGGAAAUCUCCAGAAGAUGGGGUUGAAAGCUCAGGAAAUGAUGGUGCUGUUGGAGCAGCAGGGAAACAAGGAGCUCAGCCUCCAGAAAGGAAAGCUAAAGCCAAAUCUAAGGUGUGCCUGAAGCCUUUGGAUGGGAAAGCUGCCUCCCCCACCAAGCAGACAGUGAAAAGGAAGGCAGCUGAGAGCCAUCCCUCUGCUGUGGCUGCUGUGAAACCCUUGGGCACCACUGGUGGUGACACGAAGGAGCCUUCAGCUAAAAAAGCAGUUGUGGCUGUUGUUCCUGCCUUGCCAGAGGACAGCCCAACCUCCAAACCUGGCAGAGGAAAACGUAAAAGCAGUCCUGAGCUGCAUCCUGGGAGCCAGGCAGAGCUGGUGCCACAGUCAGAAGUCUCCAGCUCCACUUCAGCUUCCCCAGCAGCUGCCAAGACCCGGAGGUUGAGUUCCACAGGGGCUGGGAAAGCACCUUUGUCUGUAGAGGAUGACUUUGAGAAGCUUAUUUGGGAAAUCUCAGGAGGCAAACUGGAAGCAGAAAUUGACCUGGACCCAGGGAAGGAUGAAGAUGACCUUCUUCUGGAACUUUCUGAGAUGAUUGACAGCUGAGCUGCAGAGUCUUAAGGGUUUGCAUUUUGUGUUUUUUUUUUUUUUUUUUUUAAGAAAAAAAUUAAAACUCUUCUGUUGUUGGAUACCUGGAGGUGAUCCUUUUUCUAACUGAGGCUUUGCAAGGAGUCUUAAAGCACAGUUGAACUGGUAGAAACUGGCAGUGUCUGCACUCAGUUGUCCUAAAUUUCCCUGCUGGUCAGAGUCCAAGUCCUGCACAUCCAUCCUGUCACUGCCUUCAACAUGAAGAGGACAAAGCACUUGGUGAUUUGGGGACAGAGAUGUUCAUUUACAAACUGUGGUGGCUGUGAACUGAUCUCAUCCAGUGAUGUUCUGAAGGCAAAAACUUUAAAGCUUCUUCCUCCCCUCCUUCUCCUUUGGCAAAGUUCAACGUCCCUCAUGUUUCAAACUUUUGGGAUUUUGAGUUCUUGAACAGUUGAUACCCAAAACCUGGAGUUACUGUGUCAACUCUUGAGUUUUGUUUAUGUCUGCUACCGUGUUGAAAUUCAGCUUUUUUGGGGGGUAACUUCAUGAAAAUGUCAGGGUGGGAGGGAGCAGAGUGGUGACAACUCUUUGGGACCAAACAGGGGUGGUGAGGGGUGAGUCCAUUCAGCCUUACUGUGAAUUUUCAGGGAUGACACAAUAUUGGUGUGAAAAGCAGCAGCUCUGGGGUGCCCUUAACCCCCCCCUCUUGUUUUGUUGCACUGUACCAAAGCUGAGGAGGGUUGAGGGGGGGGGUGGGGGUUUGGUGCUUUUUGCCAGUGUUCAGUUUCUGGGCUGGGGGGGAGGGGGGUCAGGAUUUUUCUCUUAAACUGCAGUAAAUUGGGAAAUGAGGAAUUGGUUUAAGUGCCUCCUGGUUCCAAGCAUCACUCCCCAAGCUGCCCCUGGGUCUUCUGCUUGAGCUCAGGUUCCACCUCUGCCACUUUGGGGUCAGCAGGGGACAGGGUGUGCCUGGGACAGUGAUCUGGGAACCUGGGAUUGCUGCAGAACCAUCCCUGCUCCCCUUUUGGCCACGUCCUGGGGAUCCUCCUGCUGGAAAAGAACUUGGAGGCUGCAAGGGACCCCCUGGAGCUGGGACAGGGGGUGUGUUGUGUGCCCUGCCCCAGUCAGCAUUGUCCCUAGCAGAUGUAUUUGCAAUUAUUUUCUUAAAAUUGGAAGAACUUUAAUCUCUUCUUGCUCUUGUGAAGCUCUUGGGGCCCCCCAGACCUUUCCAAGUGGAGAAAUGUGGGAGUUGGAUGUAAAUAAUUUCUCUUUGGAAGAAAAAAAAAAAAACAAAAC
Calypte anna (Anna's hummingbird) is the source of this 4165-nucleotide messenger RNA. RefSeq names its product zinc finger CCCH-type containing 11A (gene ZC3H11A). Gene Ontology annotation, molecular function: metal ion binding. NCBI's taxonomy places the organism in Eukaryota, Metazoa, Chordata, Aves, Apodiformes, Trochilidae. The record is from RefSeq and is a predicted model, not a curated record. The coding region runs from base 458 to 2890 and encodes 810 amino acids. The transcript is spliced from 18 exons.